Octopus sinensis (East Asian common octopus) is the source of this 2006-nucleotide messenger RNA. RefSeq names its product organic cation transporter protein. Bases 271 to 1935 code for a protein of 554 amino acids. Gene Ontology annotation, molecular function: transmembrane transporter activity. Gene Ontology annotation, cellular component: membrane. The transcript has 10 exons. Gene Ontology annotation, biological process: transmembrane transport. NCBI's taxonomy places the organism in Eukaryota, Metazoa, Mollusca, Cephalopoda, Octopoda, Octopodidae. The record is from RefSeq and is a predicted model, not a curated record.
AUCAAAUAACUCGUUUACGCACAUACACGCACGCUCUUGCUCGCCUUUUCUCUCUGCCUGUCUCUCUCUCUCUCUCUCUGUCUGUCUCUCUCUCUCUCUCAUACACACAAACAUACGCAGACGGAUGAAAGCGUUAUUAAACAACAGCAGUCUUUCUACAAUCGGUCUCAUAAGUUCGCUGAAGGUGUACGACGAAGCGUCAUCGAAUUUUAAAACAAAAGAAGUUAGGCUCACCGACACAGGAUAUUUAAAACGAAAGGAUAAUAGAAGAUGCAUUUCGACGACGUAUUAAGAAAACUUGGGCAGUUCGGACGAUAUCAGAAGCUGCAGUUUCUUCUCAUCUGUUUCCCAGUAAUGAUAUCAUCAUGGGUUCUCUUCAGUAUGGUUUUCGUGAUCACCGAUCAGCAAUUCUACUGCAAUGUCCCACCAUCCAACGACACGUUUUCAUUAAAUCGUAACAUAAGCCACAGAUCUUACGCCCGGAUGGUCACUAAGACAAGUAAUAAAUGCAGCCAAUACCUGCCGUCCGAUGUGGACCAAUAUCUCAAGGACCACGACUACAAUAUAUCCGACAAAAUGUUAGCCAACGCAAAUCUCAGUACUAUCGAUUGCAGCUAUGGGUACAUCUAUGAAGAUCCAAAUCCACGAGAUACAGUAAUUACAGAGUUCAAUUUGGUUUGUGAUAAACGGAAGUUUGUCAGUAAUAUUAAAGCAGUCUUUUUGGGUGGCCGGAUCUUUGGUUGUGGUCUCUUUGGCCAGCUUUCUGACAGAUUUGGACGUAGAUUUGGAUUUUUCAUGUCCCUCUUCUGUGUUCUGGUCACCGGUUGCUUAGUGUCCUUAUCAAACAAUGUAUGGAUGUUCAUUGUAUUAUAUUUCCUCCAAGGUGUCUCUCAAGCUGGCAUCUAUGCCUGUGGAUUCAUCAUAGUAAUGGAAAUUAUCGGACCGAAGUACCGUAUGAUGUUUGGUUUCAUUCUUCACUGUGUGUUCAGCGUUGCAGCCAUACUUUUAGCUGCUCUCAGCUAUUUUGUACGCGACUGGCACCAUCUGGUUUUGAUCAUCAGUUUGAUCUGCCUCCUCUUCGUACCCUAUUGGUGGUUUCUUCCUGAAUCUGUCCGUUGGUUGAUGACCAGAAAAAAAUUCCUCCAGGUUAACCGAAUCAUGAAGCGGAUUGCUAAAUUAAACAAAUGUACCCUUCCAGAAGAGUUCAUGACGAAAAUAAAGGAAUCUGAUGUUGGAAGCACCAAAACAUAUACCAUUGUUCAUCUCAUAAAUACAUGGACCAUGUGCAAGACUUCACUGAAUAUUUGGUUUGCUUGGCUUGUCAAUGGCUUGCUCUAUUAUGGAUUGUCAAUAAACUCUGUGAAUUUUGCUGGCAAUACUUACUUGAACUUCAGUUUGUCUGCUCUUGUGGAAAUACCAGCUUAUCUCUUGUGCAUUCCCAUGUUAUCAAAACUGGGAAGGAAGAGAAUUCUGUGUUUCUUCAUGUUCCUCGGUGGCAUCACAUGCAUAGCCAGCAGUCUUAUGCCUCCAUAUCUUCAUUGGUUGAAGCAAACUCUGGCAACUGUAGGAAAGUUUGGUUCCACAGCAGCUUUUGGUAUUGUGUAUAUUUACAGCGCCGAAUUAUUCCCAACUACUGUAAGAAACAUUGCACUUGGAACAGCAAGUAUAUUUGCCAGUAUUGGUGGAGCAAUUUCUCCUUAUAUUCUGGAAUUUCCAGGACCUUGGCCUUUGAUUGUUCUUGGUCUUGUGUCAAUAUUAUCAGGAGCUUUGAGUCUUUUACUUUAUGAGACCAAAGGCAAAGCAAUGCCUGAUACCAUAAACGAAAGUACAAAAUAUAUAAGAUCUGAACCUUGUAAAGAGGAAGGUGUUAAAAUGAUAUCCAAGAAAAAUGAGAAACCCAAUUCUUCUUCAGAUGAACAAGCCGACAUGACUUAAAUUAUUUCUAACAUUUAAAUUUUUAUACUUAGUAUUUUAAUAAAUUGUUUUCCCAUUUUGUUAGAAAUCUU